Messenger RNA from Penicillium coprophilum, 954 nucleotides. RefSeq names its product alpha/beta fold hydrolase. The transcript has a single exon. NCBI's taxonomy places the organism in Eukaryota, Fungi, Ascomycota, Eurotiomycetes, Eurotiales, Aspergillaceae. The record is from RefSeq and is a predicted model, not a curated record. Bases 1 to 954 code for a protein of 317 amino acids.
AUGGCCGACAUUGACUGGGAACGGGGCGAGUCGUCAAGCGUGGUCCCUCUGCCAACCGGACAACGGCUCUUCGCAUCCGUCUACGGGCCAGAUCGUGUGCCCGGAACUCCGAUCGUGAUCUUUAUCCCAGGGGUGGCCUGCAGCAUCACUGAGUGGGUUGUUGUCCGUCGCCUGCUCCAGCCGACCGUUCGUACUCUCCUAUACGAGCGAUCGGGAAUAGGUGCAUCGGAUGAAUCGCCCACUCCUCCCACAGCAUCUAACAUCGCCCUCGAGCUAGAUACUCUGCUCAAAACACUGGGAAUUGCUCCACCCUACGUGAUUUUAUGCCACUCAUACGGCGGGAUUAUCUCCCGGGAUUUCAUCGAUCUGCACCAAGGGGAGGAUCGUGUUGAGGACGUGGCCGGGGUGGUCUUCGUGGACGCUAACCAAGAAAAGAGCACCAUACUCUGGCCUGACGCCAACCUCGAUGCAAUCCAAAAAGGAAUCGACUGGUUUACUGUAAUAGGGCUCUCUAAGGCUCGGGUUCUAACGGAUGCCGAAUGGCAAGCGGUUCUGGACGAGCGAGAGAGCGAGAAACACCAAGCUACUGGCAAAAGGGAAAUGGAGCAUUACGUUAAUAGCGUUGCGGAGCUGGGCCUGAAACACCAGCUCAACCGAGAUCCCCCAUUGUUGAAUAGUUGUCCAAUAAGUGUUUUGAAAGGACACCCGGAGAUGGAUCUACGCAAAUCCUUCGAGGCUGGCGUCUCGAUUGGGAAUGGGACUCCUGAGCAGAGGCGCCAAUUUUCUGAGAAACUUGUUGUGUACCCUGCCAUCCAUGAUAAGUUGCAGCGAGAGAUACUUUCGCUGUCAAAAAGCCACCGGUUUGUGGACGUUGAGGGGCACGGUCACUUCAUCCAUAUCAGCGCACCGGAGGCUGUUGUGGCAGAAGUCAACUGGGUGUUGCGGAGCAUUUGA